AUGAUAGACCCCAAUUCAUUGCCAUAUUACAAUCCAGAGGUUGACCGGAAGGUUGCCGUCAUAACAGGAGGAAACAGCGGGAUUGGUUGGUACACUGUGCUGCAUUUAUAUAUGCACGGGUUCACAGUGUACUUAUGUGGACGCACUUCACAUAAGAUAAAGAAAGCCAUCAAUGAGAUUACCAUUGAGGCAGAAGCAAGACUGGGGUUAUUAGAAAAAGAGGUCGACGAUUUUGGAAAGGAUAUUCAUCUUGGAUCUCUCCGGUAUAUUCAUAUGGAUUUAACUGAUCUAAAAUGCGUAGAAAAAGCUGCACAGAAAUUGUUGAAGCUAGAGGAUAAAAUAGAUGUGCUGAUAAAUAAUGCCGCCAUAUUGGCAAUACCUUACGAAUUAACUAAAGACGGGUUUGAAAUUCAACUACAAACAAAUUAUAUUGCACAUUUUCUAUUGACUAUGAGAUUGUUACCUGCAAUUAAGAAAUGCCACGGAAGAAUAAUAACUUUAGGGUCAUUAGGUCAUCGUUUGGAGGUCACAUAUUGGAAUUUAAAUAAGAAAUGGGAUUAUAAACCUAAUAUGAUAUUCACCUGGUUCAGAUAUGCUGUGGCUAAGACUGCAUCGAUUCAAUAUACAAAGAUGCUUUCCAUUAAGUAUCCAGAGGUACUGUGCCUGUCUCUUCAUCCUGGCUUAGUAAUGAAUACGAACUUGUUCAGUUAUUGGACAAGACUCCCGAUUGUCGGAAUGUUUUUCUGGUUAUUCUUUCAAAUCAUUGGAUAUUUCGUUGGGGUAUCUAAUGAACAAGGUUCUUUGGCUACACUUCACUGUGCUCUAUCCCCUGACCUUACCCCAGAGAGAGAUAAUGGAAAAUAUUUUACCACAGGUGGUGUAGAAUCGAAAUGCAGUUAUGUUGCCAACAACCUGGAUGAUGCGGCGUCUACAUGGAUAUGGACUAUCCACGAAUUAAAGGACCGUGGAUUUAACAUAUAG
Naumovozyma castellii is the source of this 981-nucleotide messenger RNA. RefSeq names its product Env9p (gene ENV9). The record is from RefSeq and is a predicted model, not a curated record. Lineage: Eukaryota; Fungi; Ascomycota; Saccharomycetes; Saccharomycetales; Saccharomycetaceae. The coding region runs from base 1 to 981 and encodes 326 amino acids. The transcript has a single exon.